Molecule: messenger RNA, 642 nt
Organism: Chaetomium globosum CBS 148.51
Lineage: Eukaryota; Fungi; Ascomycota; Sordariomycetes; Sordariales; Chaetomiaceae
Exons: 3
Coding region: 1-642 (213 amino acids)
Source: RefSeq, a predicted model, not a curated record
AUGCUCCCCAACAUCGAAGCGGCCAUCCUAGAGGCUCUAGGCCUCGAAGCAACUAGCUCAAAGCUAGUAUCUCAUGGGGGUUCGGGUUUCUCUUCGACUUACAAGCUAAUGGCCACCAAAGACGGCCAACAGCUCACUUUCUUCAUCAAGACCGGCACUGGCCCCGACGCCGAGGUCAUGUUUCGAGGCGAGCACGCCUCCCUCAACGCGCUCCACGCCGCCGACCCCUCCCUGCACCUCGUCCCGCGCGCCCACGCGCACGGCGCCCUGCACAGCUCACCGGGCAAAUUCUUCCGAGUCACCGACUUCAUCGACACGCGAUCGUCGGCGCCGGGAGGCACUGGUUUCUCGCUGGCGGCCAAGCUGGCGCGGCUGCACACAACGCCGGCGCCGACACCCGAGGGCUUCGCGCGGUCCGAGUACGGGAUCGCCGUGCCGACCUGCUGCGGUGGCACACGCCAGGACAAUGCCUGGAACCGAGUCGUGGGCGGGAGUUCUACGCCGACCGGCGGCUGCGCGCCGUGCUGGCGGAGGGGGAGCAUAUCAUCACCUCAACCACUACGCUUUAUUCGGUGGGGGUUACCGGAGUGGCGCCAUGUCCAUUAUGCAAAGGCUGAUCUCGAAGUAUGGGACCACCUCUAG